GUCGCGUAGCAACCAAUUGUAGUUAUUAUUAUUAUAAAACAUAUCUGGCAUUUGAAAAAUAUUCAUGAAAAUUAAUCAUUCUGCAUAGUUUCAAUUUAAAGUACAUAAUAUAAGCCUCAAUAAAAUGUCGGAUUCUGACGAUAUGGACUCAUGUGAUUUUGCACAUAUUUCGGAUGCAGACGCUGGAUCAGCUCUUGAACCGGAGCAAUUGGCACUUCUUCCACCUAAUCAUCCACUAUUGCGCAAAUUUCAACAGUUUUUUAAGGAGCAUCUUUUACGAACAAAAUAUGAAUUGGAAAACGAAAUCGCAGAAAUAAAAUAUCAAGUUAAACUGAAAGAACAACGGCGAGAAGAGCAGGGGUUGGCGUUAUAUGAUAUGCAACAAAAAAUGGGAUUUCAAGAAGAACAAAUUAAGGAUAUAUCUGCAGUUAUUGAGAAACAUAUUCAGAAUCGCCAAGUUGAAGAAUCAAUUGUAACUACGCUAAAAAAAGAAUACGACGAAAAAAUAAAGCUAGCUAAAUGCUUUAAGACUAUGUACCAAGAACGAAUGGCAGAACUUGAACAUUUACAAAGUUUGGGUAGUAAUAUAAAAAAAUUGGCUUUUGAUGUCGAAGAUGAAGUUAAAAAUGCGAAACGUAUUGUAAGCAGAGAUUCACAGCUGCAAAAUCAGUUAUCUCAAGAAAAAAGAAAAUCGGAUAUACUGCAGUCUGCGCGGAGUGCUACUGCGGAUAACUGCAGUCAAUUUUCGAUGAAGAAAUUCAUAUGAAAGAAGUUGU
Drosophila ananassae is the source of this 776-nucleotide messenger RNA. RefSeq names its product coiled-coil domain-containing protein 40. Gene Ontology annotation, biological process: axoneme assembly. Gene Ontology annotation, cellular component: cytoplasm. The record is from RefSeq and is a predicted model, not a curated record. Lineage: Eukaryota; Metazoa; Arthropoda; Insecta; Diptera; Drosophilidae. The coding region runs from base 125 to 766 and encodes 213 amino acids. The transcript has 2 exons.